Ceratotherium simum simum (southern white rhinoceros) is the source of this 3842-nucleotide messenger RNA. Lineage: Eukaryota; Metazoa; Chordata; Mammalia; Perissodactyla; Rhinocerotidae. The record is from RefSeq and is a predicted model, not a curated record.
GGGCAUGGGAGAGGAGUGCCUCGAGGGGCAGGGCCUGGGCUGGGGCCAUGUGCUGUUGGAAGCAGCAUGUGCCACCUCCUUCCGUGCUCCGUGGGGCCAGGGGAAGGUGGCCCUUCCUGUCACCCAUGGGAACUCUGCAGACCUGCUCCCCUGGGAAAGAGCUUGUGUUAGGCUGCCACUCGAUCCCUGCCUGCUUCUGCGAUGCCCAGGGAAUGGUCGAAGUGAAACCCAAUAGCCCGAGCAGCGGUCCUGUGCCCUACAUGGCCAUGCUGCCCAGGGAGGUGGCCCCUCCUUGGAUCCAUGGCCCAGGCGGCCUCCUGGAGUCUGGGAAGCACUUCCCCCAAUGCAGGCCAGACCCCGAAGUCCAGCCCACAGCCUGAGGCGGUGCACAGGACGGCGGUGGCACGGGGAGGUGAGCAUCAGGCCCGCUGAGCCUCCGCAGAACAGCCAGCCAUGCCCGGCAUCGUGGUGUUCCGGCGGCGCUGGUCUGUGGGCAGCGAUGACCUCGUCCUGCCAGCCAUCUUCCUCUUCCUCCUGCACACCACCUGGUUUGUGAUCCUGUCUGUGGUGCUCUUCGGUCUGGUCUACAACCCACACGAGGCCUGCUCCCUGAACCUGGUGGACCACGGCCGCGGCUACCUGGGCAUCCUGCUGAGCUGCAUGAUCGCCGAGAUGGCCAUCAUCUGGCUGAGCAUGCGCGGGGGCAUCCUCUACACGGAGCCCCGCGAAUCCAUGCAGUACGUGCUCUACGUGCGCCUGGCCAUCCUGGUGAUUGAGUUCAUCUACGCCAUCGUGGGCAUCGUCUGGCUCACCCAGUACUACACCUCUUGCGACGACCUCACUGCCAAGAACGUCACCCUCGGGAUGGUCGUCUGCAACUGGGUGGUCAUCCUCAGCGUCUGCAUCACUGUCCUUUGCGUCUUCGACCCCACGGGCCGCACCUUCGUCAAGCUGAGAGCCACCAAGAGGAGGCAGCGCAACUUGCGGACCUACAAUCUGCGGCACCGCUUAGAGGAGGGUCAGGCCACCAGCUGGUCACGCCGGCUCAAAGUGUUCCUCUGCUGCACUCGGACGAAGGACUCCCAGUCAGAUGCCUACUCGGAAAUCGCCUACCUCUUUGCCGAGUUUUUCCGAGACCUCGACAUUGUGCCAUCCGACAUCAUUGCCGGCCUGGUGUUGCUCCGGCAGCGGCAGCGGGCGAAGCGCAACGCCGUGCUGGAUGAGGCCAACAAUGACAUCUUGGCCUUCCUGUCUGGAAUGCCAGUGACCAGAAACACCAAGUACCUCGACCUCAAGAACUCGCAAGAGAUGCUCCGCUAUAAAGAGGUGUGCUACUACAUGCUUUUUGCCCUGGCUGCCUACGGGUGGCCCAUGUACCUGAUGCGGAAGCCCGCCUGCGGCCUUUGCCAGCUAGCGCGGUCCUGCUCGUGUUGCCUGUGCCCUGCGCGGCCCCGGUUUGCCCCCGGAGUGACCAUUGAGGAGGACAACUGCUGUGGCUGCAACGCCAUCGCCAUCCGGCGCCACUUCCUGGACGAGAACAUGACCGCGGUGGACAUCGUCUACACCUCCUGCCAUGAUGCGGUCUACGAAACCCCUUUCUAUGUGGCAGUGGACCAUGACAAGAAGAAGGUGGUGAUCAGCAUCCGGGGAACUCUGUCCCCCAAGGACGCCCUGACAGACCUGACUGGUGACGCCGAGCGUCUCCCCGUGGAGGGACACCACGGCACCUGGCUGGGACACAAGGGGAUGGUCCUGUCGGCUGAGUACAUCAAGAAGAAGCUGGAGCAGGAGAUGGUUCUGUCCCAGGCCUUCGGGCGAGACCUGGGCCGUGGAACCAAACACUACGGCCUGAUUGUGGUGGGCCACUCCCUGGGGGCAGGCACCGCUGCCAUCCUCUCCUUUCUCCUGCGCCCCCAGUACCCGACCCUCAAGUGCUUCGCCUACUCCCCACCAGGGGGCCUGCUGAGUGAGGAUGCCAUGGAAUACUCCAAGGAAUUUGUGACCGCCGUGGUUCUGGGCAAAGACCUCGUCCCCAGGAUCGGCCUCUCCCAGCUGGAAGGCUUCCGCAGACAGCUCCUGGAUGUCCUGCAGCGGAGCACCAAGCCCAAAUGGCGAAUCAUCGUGGGGGCCACCAAAUGCAUCCCCAAGUCGGAGCUGCCCGAGGAGGUGGAGGUGACCACCUUGGCGAGCACGCGGCUCUGGACGCACCCCAGCGACCUGACCAUCGCCCUGUCGGCCAGCACGCCGCUCUACCCGCCCGGCCGCAUCAUCCACGUGGUGCACAACCACCCCGCGGAGCAGUGCUGCUGCUGUGAGCAGGAGGAGCCCACCUACUUUGCCAUCUGGGGCGACAACAAGGCCUUCAACGAGGUGAUCAUCUCGCCGGCCAUGCUGCACGAGCACCUCCCCUACGUGGUCAUGGAGGGGCUCAACAAGGUGCUGGAGAACUACAACAAGGGGAAGACGGCCCUGCUCUCUGCUGCCAAGGUCAUGGUGAGCCCCACCGAGGUGGACCUGACGCCCGAGCUCAUCUUCCAGCAGCAGCCGCUGCCCACGGGGCCCCCCGUGCCUGCUGGCCUCGCCGUGGAGCUGCCCACCGCCGCAGACCACCGAAACAGCAGCGUCAGGAGCAAGUCCCAGUCUGAGAUGAGCCUGGAGGGCUUCUCGGAGGGGCGGCUGCUGUCCCCAGUGGCCUCGGCAGCCCGCCAGGACCCCGUGGAGCUGCUGCUGCUGUCCACCCAGGAGCGGCUGGCGGCGGAGCUGCAGGCCCGGCGGGCGCCGCUGGCCACCAUGGAGAGCCUCUCGGACACCGAGUCGCUGUACAGCUUUGACUCGCGCCGCUCCUCCGGCUUCCGGAGCAUCCGGGGCUCGCCCAGCCUGCACGCCGUGCUGGAGCGCGACGAGGGCCACCUCUUCUACAUCGACCCCGCCAUCCCCGAGGAGAACCCCUCCCUGAGCUCGCGUACUGAGCUGCUGGCGGCCGACAGCCUGUCCAAGCACUCGCAGGACACCCAGCCCCUGGAGGCGGCCCCGGGCAGCGGGGGUGCCACCCCCGAGCGGCCCCCCAGCGCUGCCGCCAAUGAGGAGGAGGAAGAGGCGGGUGGGGGGGCGGCCCCCCGCGGAGAACUGGCGCUGCACAACGGGCGCCUGGGGGACUCGCCCAGCCCGCAGGUGCUGGAGUUCGCCGAGUUCAUCGACAGCCUCUUCAACCUGGACAGCAAGAGCAGCUCCUUCCAGGAUCUCUACUGCAUGGUGGUGCCCGAGAGCCCCACCAGCGACUAUGCCGAGGGCCCCAAGUCCCCCAGCCAACAGGAGAUCCUGCUCCGCGCCCAGUUCGAGCCCAACCUGGUGCCCAAGCCCCCGAGGCUCUUUGCCGGCUCAGCCGACCCCUCCUCGGGCAUUUCCCUCUCGCCCUCCUUCCCGCUCAGCUCCUCGGGCGAGCUCAUGGACCUGACGCCCACGGGCCUCAGCAGCCAGGAGUGCCUGGCCGUGGACAAGAUCCGGACUUCUACCCCCACCGGCCGGGGGGCCAGCCCCGCCAAGCAGGAUGACAUGAUCAUCUCGGCUCGCUAGCACCCCAGGAGCAGCUGUCGCCUGAGGCCCGGGGCAGAGCAGGUAGCCCCUCGGGCUCCUGGUGGCUGCCCCCAGGGCCGGGCAGCUUUGAGGAGAGGCCCCCAGGGGCCAGUUUAGCCUCAUGCAUGGGGCUGCUGCUGAGCUGGGGGUCCGCAUCCCUACCUCAGCUCAGGACCCCCAAAGCCAAGGCGGCUGGGAUCUGGGCCCUCCAGAUAGGGGAGGGGUGUGGAGCAGGGAGGAGCCUGGGGUGGCCUGCCAGGUGGGCAGGG